Messenger RNA from Schistosoma margrebowiei, 1987 nucleotides. Lineage: Eukaryota; Metazoa; Platyhelminthes; Trematoda; Strigeidida; Schistosomatidae. The record is from the annotation of a GenBank genome assembly.
AUGCCAAACAAUCGUCGAAGGAAAUUAAGUCCAAGGCUUGUGGAUGUUAAAAGAGAUGAACAAAAGGAUGGAUCCCCUCAAUCAAAGCAAGUGCCUUCUGAUGCUUCUAUGUGUCAUGGUUCAUAUUCUAAUAGGGACGAUUGUAAUUAUAGUGAAUCUAGUUGUGAUAUAAUGUCAGAUGGCAUAGAAAACCUUAAUUUAGACGUGAAGCAAGCAAAAGACGUAAGGCCGUCGGCGUUUUUCAUAGGUCCAGAGUUACCAAAGGUUGAGUUAGGUUAUUUCGACGGUCAACCAAGAGGUUACUGGAAGUUUUUAAGGGAGUUUGAGACCUAUGUGGAAUCAAGGGUCAAGGAUGAUGGUCAACGCUUGCUUUAUUUGAUACAUUAUUGUAAGGGUAAAGCGAAAACAGCCAUUGAGGGUUGUGUUAUGUUGGAAGCCUCUUUUGGUUACAAAAAGGCCAAAGAAAUUCUAAAACGGUUGUUCGGACAGGCGCAUGUAAUCGCUCGGGAGACUUUAGAGGACUUAUUCAAAACUACAAAUGUUGAUUACAGUGAUCCUGAGCAACUAACAAAUCUAGCUAUUAGGAUGGAAAAUUGUUCUAUGGUUUUGAAACAGAUGAAGUAUACUGCCGACUUAAAUUCUUUAAUUACCUUAGAGAGAAUAGUAGGACUCUUACCUCAAGUUAUGCAAGCCCAAUGGGCGGACUGGGUAGAUGAAUUGACUGAAGAUAAUAGAGAACCAACCUUUGACGAGCUUACACAAUUUAUAGCAUCCCGCGCGAGGGUAGCUAAUAGUAGGUUUGGACGGUUAGCGAAUCGUCCGAGAAAGGGACACAACGUAAAGACAAAUUGUCACUUGCAAUUGGAGCAGGCGAAUAAUUCGAAAGAGAAAGCUAAAUGCAGUGUGUGUUCCCUAGACCAUGCUAUUUAUAAAUGUCCAAAAUUUUUAGCGCUUACCGUUCAAGAGAGAUGGUCUCACGCGAAGGUUAAUGGCAUCUGUUUUGUCUGCCUCAGGCAAGGGCAUAAAGUUAGUGAAUGUAAGCUGGCAAAACGUUGUAACGUUGAGGGUUGUGAAAGGAAACACCAUUCUUUGUUACACAGCGAGAGUGAGAAACCUGGUACCUCGAGUUGUUGCGGAUAUACUAAAUCACUAAUCAGUCAAGUGUGUUUAGGCAUGAUUCCCGUACGGUUGAAAUCGCGAAAAGCCGAGAUUGUGGGUUACGCUCUGUUGGACAACGGUUCUGAUGUGACACUGAUAAAAUCAAACUGUUUGAGGUCUCUCGGGCUGAGCGAAGACGAAGCAUCAGUGGUAGUUGAGACUGUAGGCGGUAAUAGAACAAUGAAGGUCACGAGUGCGCCUUUCGAGGUAUAUUCUUUAGAUCGAUCUGAACAUGUUACGAUUGAAGGAGCUCUGAUUGUAGCACGUAUACCAGGUCAUAAGCCAACAAAGUCAGCAAUGAACAACCUAGUUAAGUGGCCGCAUUUAAGUGAUGUACCAAUAGAUAGCCUAGACUCUGAAGAAGUUUUACUGUUGAUUGGUUGCGACAUACCAGAAGCACACUGGGUGUUAGACCAGCGGUUGGGCGGAAGAAAAAGCCCGUACGCUGUGAAGACGUUGCUGGGGUGGACGGUUUUCGGACCUGCGUUAUGUUCGGAAUAUAGGAAAAGAGUAGUUAAUCAUACCAGUAAAUUACAGACUUUGGAGAACGAAAUACGUAAACCUUAUGAUGUAGAGUUUUCUGAUGUUUAUUCAAAUGAUAAAUCAUUAUCAGUAGACGACAAGACGGCUAUAAGGAUUGUGGAAGGUGGCACACGCUUCGUAAAUGGUCAUUUUGGAGUCCCUAUACCAUGGAAAGUGCACCCAAAUAUGGGAGGGGGGAAUUAUGAAGUGGCAAACAGUAGACUACAGAGUUUGAAGCGUAGAUUGUUGAAAGAUGACAUUCUGUAUAUCAAGUAUACAAAUGGUAUUGAAAGGCUUCCGACUAUGA